AUGCGUUCAAAAAAGCACGAUGCCAACGCCGUCGAAGCCAUACCACAUCUCGAUACCGAGACAUACCAUCAUCUGAUACCUAGAUCGUCCGCGCAGUCGAGGUUGUCGAGCGGAGAUGGGUUCUAUACCUCGAACGCGUUGCACACCUUCGAGAAGGGGCUCCAAGAGGAUCGGCCGUCUGGGAACGUCGCCGUCUUGAUGGAGACCAACACGUCCGCCGUGCCGAACCUCGUGCCCAUAGUCCUUCACUUCGCAUCGGUCCUGGGACCGAACUGGCCCAUCGUGCUUGUCACGCUCGAGAGCACCUGGGUAGUGCCCGAGUCGCCGGCCUUCAGGCGUCUCAUGGACGCAAAUCAGAUACGGAUCACCUACCUCCCGGCCACGACCAACAUCUCCGACCACCACUCCGUCUCCGUCUUCCUCACAGAGCCGUGGUUCUGGGAGCAGUUUGUCAGCUCGCACCGCAUGCUGAUCUUCCAAGUGGACAGCAUACUGUGCUCCAAGGCCCCGAUGACGAUGGAAGACUUUCUGGAGUGGGACCUGGUCGGCGCGCCAAUCACGGUGUACGGGAUCGGAUACAACGGCGGCCUCUCUCUGCGCAACCCGAGGCUGAUGCUUGACAUCGUGAACGAUCCCUCGGUCAGUCUCGGGCCUCGCGAUUACGAGGACCAAUGGUUCUACGCAAGGGCUCAGGAGCGCGGCGCCCAUCUGCCCAACACGGAGCAGGCGUUGAAGUUUGCGGUAGAGACGACGUAUUACAAGACGCCUUUGGGAUACCAUCGACCAAAGCCGUUCCAAGGGGAGCACUGGGACGAGAUCACGGAAUGGUGUCCCGAGGUGGGCUUGCUGUGGGGGCACAGGUUUACCGAGUGA
This is a messenger RNA of Colletotrichum higginsianum IMI 349063, 873 nucleotides long. RefSeq lists its product as uncharacterized. The coding region runs from base 1 to 873 and encodes 290 amino acids. The record is from RefSeq and is a predicted model, not a curated record. Lineage: Eukaryota; Fungi; Ascomycota; Sordariomycetes; Glomerellales; Glomerellaceae. The transcript has a single exon.